AUGAGCAGCAUCCCUCCCGACCCCAAGACUCCGGCCGAGUGGCUCAAGGUUCUCACCGCGGACACACCCAUCAACCUGAAAAUCGUCCCUGAUACGAUAUGCUGGAUUUAUAUCUACGCUUCUAUCCUCGAUCAGCCAAUCUCAGUGUCUGUGGACGGUCAGGAGCCUCUGCUCCUAGAGCUAGGUCCGGGGACGGGAAACGUGGGGGUGAAACUGAUCGUCUUCCCAGAUAAGAUUGAUCUGGAGUAUCUAGAAUGUUACAUGCGAGCAGUUGAUGAGGAGUUACACGCGAGUCUCAAUACGCAGUUGUGCAUUGCUCGAGCGCUGCAAUGGAAUGAUACCGCCAUUGCCUCUUCCCUCUGCUCCUAA
Aspergillus oryzae RIB40 is the source of this 369-nucleotide messenger RNA. RefSeq lists its product as uncharacterized. The record is from RefSeq and is a predicted model, not a curated record. Lineage: Eukaryota; Fungi; Ascomycota; Eurotiomycetes; Eurotiales; Aspergillaceae. The transcript is spliced from 3 exons. The coding region runs from base 1 to 369 and encodes 122 amino acids.